ACGAAGCAAUUUCUACUAAAAUGUUCGUUUUUACAAAUCUACAACGAGCAUUUAUAUGAUCUUCUGGAUUCCUCUUGCGUCAACCUCAGCCUCGGAUUGGAUAUUAAUAAGGAUGUGUUUGUAAAAGGCCUGCAAGAAGUGGAAGUGCGGGACACUCGUGAAGCCAUCGAAAUCAUUAAAUUUGGCUCACUUAACCGUCGCGUGGCCUCAACUUCUAUGAAUCAAGAGAGUUCUCGUUCUCACGCUGUUUUCACUGUAACGAUUCAGUCUCAGGAAAUAAAAGAUGACAUUAAAGUUACGCGGACUGCGAAACUUGACCUUGUCGACUUGGCCGGCUCGGAACGACAGAAACAUACUAAUGCACUUGGUGCAACUUUAAAAGAAUCAUGUAAAAUCAACCAAUCGUUAUCCACUUUGGGCAAAGUCAUUAAAGCGCUUAUCGAAAAAGAAAAACCCCCUUAUCGUGACUGUUUGCUUACCCAUUUACUCUCGAACUCGCUUGGGGGAAACUCGAAAACUUAUUUUCUUGCGACUAUCCAUCAAGACGCCGAUCAGUUUUUUGAAACUCGCUCCACAUUAUUAUUUACUCAAAGAAUGCAACUUGUGCAGAAUAAAGCGGUAAUAAAUGAAGAAACUCAUGAAACUUUUUCACAACUAAAAGAAAAAUAUUUAAAACUUUUAGAGAGAUUUGAAGGAAAUGCUGAUGAUAAUAAAGUUAAUUUUGAAAGCGUGAAAAAGAUGAACGCCUUUCUUCUACGAGAGAAAAUACGCAUGCAAGAACGUAUAGAUAAUUAUGAAGCAGUGAAAGAACUCGAUGAUAAAACUAUAAAGUCCUUAAACCAGAGGAAUCAGAAUUUAAAAAUGAAAGUAAAGUUUCUCCAACGUAGACAAACAAAAAACGAUUGGAUUUCUGAAAAGGAACUUGGCAAACCAUGUGAGGAGGUUUCUGUAGAAAUUGUUUGUAACAAGACUAAUCCGGAAGUCACUCAAUAUGCUUCAAAUUAUUACAUGCUCAAACAGGAAUUAAAAACUUUGAAAACGCAAUAUUCUUGUUUUGAUAAAGAUAAUAUUUAUAUAAAAGAACUUAAAGAAUAUAUACAACAGCUGGAAGAACAAAUUUUAUUCUCAAGCGAUUCCGUUGAGCUUCCAGAAACAAGUAAAAAAACUCGAGCAACCGACCAACUUGAGGAUAUAGAAAAGUGGAAACUGAAACAAACUGUUGACAUGGAACUUCAGCUAAAACUUUAUAAUGGCAUUGAACUCGAAUGCAAUAACUUGAAAAAUGAACUUAAAGAAGUUGAAAUGGAGUUACACGAAGUAAAAGGCGAGAAGGAAACGUUAAUAAUAGAAAAAAACUUGUUAGCAGCCACCUUAGAAGAGUUAAAAAUAGAAAAUGAAGAGCUGCAAAAAGUUAAUAAUUCGCUGGAAUUCAAGAUAAAUAAACUUUUAGAUGAAGCAAACUUUACUAAAAGCGAGCUUCAGCAAAAUUUAUUGGCCUCAACUGCCAAACUGACCCAUGAAAAAAACGUAUUAACUGAAAAGUUAUUAUUACUCUCUAAUAUGGAAGAAAAAAAUGAAAAAGUUAGUAAGGAAAAUAUUUUCUUGCAGGAAGCGCUUAAAACAGAGAAACAUAAGAAUUCCGUGUGCUCUUUACAAGUUGAAGAACUCACAAACAAACUUGGGUUAUAUGAAGAACUUGAUGAAAAUAAUAAGCAGAUGAUAAAUGAUUUAAACACACGAAUAACUGAAAAAAGUAAGGAACUUUCCAGGCUGAUGGACGAACAAAACAAACUCAUUUCUCAACAUAACAAUGAAAAAAUUGAGCUGCAAAGUAUAAUAAGUAAACUGGAGCACAUGAUCGAUGAAUCUGAACUUAACCAACAAUUAUCUCUUCUCACUCGAAAAUACCAAAAAUUGAAACUCAAUUAUGGAGUUGCAUAUAUGAAGAUAAUAAAUCUUUAUUAGAGGUAGAAUCGAGUCUGAAGAGUGAACUUUUUGAAAAAAACAAACUUUUAGAAGCCCAACGAACUGAACUUGAAGAUCUUCGAAAGAAUUAUAAUAAUCAGCAAUUAGUAAUUGCUUCUCUUGAAAAGUGCUUGGAAGAAGUAACAAAAGAUUAUGCUGCCGUGGGUGGUAAUAAGAAUCCCUCUCAAAAAAUAAGACUUUUUCAAAGAAAACUUGAAGAUAUUAAUAUCCUUAUAAAAG
Molecule: messenger RNA, 2205 nt
Organism: Zophobas morio
Lineage: Eukaryota; Metazoa; Arthropoda; Insecta; Coleoptera; Tenebrionidae
Product: kinesin-like protein KIF15
Exons: 24
Coding region: 217-1965 (582 amino acids)
Biological process (GO): microtubule-based movement
Molecular function (GO): microtubule motor activity; microtubule binding; ATP binding
Source: RefSeq, a predicted model, not a curated record